ACAUCACAUCUCAAUCGCAAGCAAAGAUGGCCGCGUCACAAGUAGUUUUGUAGUUCCGAAACGGAGACGUUUGUUUACGGGCACUAUCACACCGGACUGGAUCUCCGCCAACAUUCGUGCAGCUAUAUAUAUUCACAGGGACUCCGAAGCAAUGCAUUCCACCGACAGCGCCAAGUGCCUGGGCAGCAAAUCCCUGGCAAUCUGUUGCCUGCUCCUCCAACUCUUCCUCUUCCCCCAGCCAGCGGUGUCACAGACUCAAAGUUCGCCACGCUAUCUGCAAAAUGUGGACAACAGCAACGAACGCCUGCAGCAGAUUCUCAAGGGAUCCGGAGCAGGAUCGGCGGUCACGCAGCUUAAUUGGCCACAACCGCCCAAACAAACCAUUACCGAUGUUAAGACUGAGCUGUUGAAAUUGAACAACACUUAUGUUUACCAAAAUGCCUGGCCGGCGAACAAUGUCAAGCUGGGAGCCGUGACAGCCGUCAGCUUCGACAAGGCCGGCAACGUGGUGAUCUUCCAUCGCGUGGACCGCAUCUGGGGUCAGACCACCUUCGACAUCAGGAACCAGUUCCAGGAGAAGAACCGCGGACCCAUCAGGGAGAGCACCAUCCUGGCACUGGAGCCGGCAACGGGCAAAGUGCAAUACGACUGUGGCAAGAACUUCUUCUACAUGCCACAUGGCCUGACAGUGGACCCCGAGGACAACAUUUGGCUGACGGAUGUGGCCAUGCACCAGGUUUUCAAGUUCCCGCCACGCGGAGGCGAUGGAAAACCACUGCUUACUCUCGGCGAGGCCUUUCAACCCGGCUCCGGGCGGAGAUUCUGCAAGCCCACCUCCGUGGCGGUCUUGGACAACGGCGACUUCUUUGUGGCCGAUGGAUACUGCAAUGCCCGCAUCCUCAAGUACUCGCGAGCGGGCGAGCUAAUCCUGUCGUGGGGACAGAACACCUUCUCCGGCAUAUCCUUCGACGUGGCGCCCCAAAACUACUUAGCCAUUCCCCACGCCCUUACUCUCGUUCCGGAGCUGCAGCUGAUCUGUACGGCGGACAGAGAGAACGGACGGGUGCAAUGCUUCUCCUCCAUUAACGGCACCUUCCACUCACAGUACCACAGCCAGCUGAUAGGGGACCGUCUCUUCAGCAUGGACUACACCCCGGCAGCGGGUGGGCAGUUGGUCAUUGUUAACGGACCCACCGCCGAGUUGGGGAUCCAUCCCGAACACUACAACGAGGUGCACGGCUUUGUGCUGAGCAUGCGAAGCAAGCAACUGGUAUCGAAAUUUGGUCCCAAUAACCAGGAGUUUCAGAACCCGCACGAUGUGGCGGUCACCGCCGAUGGCAACGAGAUCUAUGUGGCCGAGCUGAAUCCAAUGCGCAUCCACAAGUUCGUGCACAGAUCGCUUGCCAAGCCGAUGUCAUUGUCGGCCACUAGGGACUCCAGCAACAGCGCAAUCAGCCGGGCUGUGGGAGAGGCGGAGGCGCCGGCGCAGACUGUGCACCACCCCAGUGGCAAGGCCAUUCUGGUGGCUUCGCUUAUGCUCCUCUUCGCCGGUUCAACCUUUGCCCUGGCUCUGAUUUUCGCCCGGCGAAGGAAACGAGGUAACCAAGCAAUCAGCUCUGCUCCGCCCAGUGACCUGGUGUACCGCCAACUGACUGCUUCCAACCAGAGUUGUCUACCCUUUGGAGCCCGCAGUCGUCGUCACGCGUGGGAGAAGAGCGAAGGCUUCAAGCUGGGCGGUCUGCUCGAUCGGGAUCGCAAUGGAUUUGAGAAGCUGGACCAGCAGGCCAGCGAUGAGGAGCAGGAGACGAAGACGCUGGCGAGCGCCCAGUUUGCCUAAGCGAUGGACCAAGACUUACGCAGCUAACGAAGCAUUCCUAGUUCUAACUACCUGUACCUCAUUGAAAUACCGACUUAGUUGUACUCGUCGUGCUAUGCGUGUUUUUUCGUUGUGAUUUAGAUUCACUUUUUGUGGGGGCACAUUCUGCAGAGAAAUUCACACUAGGGAGUAUUUAUUUUCGAUUUAAUUAAAGGUUGCUAGGACAUUCGAAAGAUAUAUUUUUAUCAAUAUUUUUAGAGUUACUUUAAAGCGAAAUAGGUUUAAAAAAAAAGGCCAAUGCUACUUAUAAAUAUUUUAUAAUAUUGGAGUGCCGAAUGGUACCCAUUUUAGGGUGAUAAAAAACUCCAUCGACUUUAGUCGUUAACCUCUACUUAACUUUUUAAACAGGUGGAUUUUUAAAAGAACACUAGGAUCUUAUGUCUUUAUUUAUUUAAAACUAGUUUUGCAGAACUAAAUUGAAAUUCUCUGCCGAACGUGUCUCCUCUCUUGCGAUUGAUUUGCCAAAUGGAAUAUAGUCUUAUGAAUCUGUCA
Molecule: messenger RNA, 2368 nt
Organism: Drosophila subpulchrella
Lineage: Eukaryota; Metazoa; Arthropoda; Insecta; Diptera; Drosophilidae
Gene: Pal1
Product: peptidyl-alpha-hydroxyglycine alpha-amidating lyase 1
Exons: 6
Coding region: 152-1837 (561 amino acids)
Biological process (GO): peptide metabolic process
Cellular component (GO): membrane; extracellular region
Molecular function (GO): protein binding; catalytic activity
Source: RefSeq, a predicted model, not a curated record